AUGAACUCCAACUCCACCGCAACAGCUGUCGGCCUCGCCAGCCCCUUCGAGAAGCUGUCCUUCUUCCCUCACUCGUCCAACUUGAUCCUCGCCCAUCUGCACGAAAUCAUCUUCAGCUUCAUCUUCUACCAGCUCGCCUUCUCCGUCCUCGCACCGUUCUUGAAUAGGGUGAUCUUCCGCAAACACUACACCACAAUUCGUGACCCGCUGUUGAAAGUCGACUUCGACGUCCACAUCGUCUCGAUGAUCCAGGCCAUCGUCUCGAACACCGUCCUGCUACCCACCCUUACUACGCCGAUGCACUACAACGUCGUCACUUACACAGACUCGUACAGCUCCAUGGUGUCCUCGCUCAGCGCAGGCUACUUCAUCUGGGACUUGACCAUGUGCAUGCGCCACUUCAAGCUCUACGGUAUCGAAUUCACCGGCCACGCGGUCGGGUCCGUGUACGUGAUGCUGCUGUCCUUGAGGCCGUUUUGCCAGCCCUGGAUCGGCAGGUUCCUUAUCUACGAGGCUUCUACCCCCUUCGUCAACAUCAACUGGUUCAUCAUGCAAUGCAACGCCAAGAGCAAGAACUGCAUCCCUCUGUGGUUCAACGUCGUCAACGGCCUUCUGCUCAUGACCGUCUUCUUCGUCGUGAGGAUCUGUUGGGGCACCAUCGCAUCCGCCCUCCUGUUCAAGCAGAUGUGGAACGUCAGGGACGAGUUGCCCAAGGUAUCCGCCGUCGCCAUGAUGUCAUUGAACAUUUUCAUGAACUGGUUAAACGUCCUCUGGUUCAAGAAGAUGCUCAAGAUCGCCAAGAAACUCGCAAAACCAGCUCCGGCAAAACUCGAUUAA
This is a messenger RNA of Saccharomyces kudriavzevii IFO 1802, 837 nucleotides long. RefSeq names its product Tda4p (gene TDA4). Gene Ontology annotation, cellular component: endoplasmic reticulum; membrane. Lineage: Eukaryota; Fungi; Ascomycota; Saccharomycetes; Saccharomycetales; Saccharomycetaceae. Gene Ontology annotation, biological process: lipid homeostasis. Bases 1 to 837 code for a protein of 278 amino acids. The transcript has a single exon. The record is from RefSeq and is a predicted model, not a curated record.